GCACGAGAUCAGACACGGCGAAACUGACUGGACGAGUUGAUCAGCAGACGUAAGAAUGCAGUGGCCUCCUGCUUUACUUGAGGGCAUUUGCUAUAUCUAUGUGUGAGAUGAGUCACAGGCUGCGGCUCCAGAUUUAGGUACUAAAAAAGCGUAGCUUAACAAGCGCUACGUGUGGAGAUCUUGUUGCGCAAAGCAAGUGCUGCAUGUCGGGGGAAGAACAAAAUUCGAAUUUGUUUCUGUUCUCGUCGUUCCAGCCCAUUUGAAAUAGGCGUAAAAGCAUGGCCCAACAGAUGAGCAGCACCUCGAGCAUGGACUGUGUCCUAAACCUGCGGCCUCCGCUCGUCGCGGGCCCAGAUUUCGUUUCCGUCAUACAGGAGCUCUACGGUGCAGACGAGUACGGCAGUUUGGUCUUCGAAAAGUGUCUGCCCUCCGAACGCGACCGCAAUUACCUGUAUCGCAAAAGGGACCACUCGAGCGGAGCAAGUGGCAGUCGUGUGGUGUUCAAGAUUUCCAACCAGGGGGACUCCUUACAGUUGCUGUCGGCGCAAACGCAAGUAAUUUUGCAUUGCGGGAAUGCAGGAGCGCCGGUGCAGCGUGUGCUUUCGAAAAUAAAGGCACAAGAAAGCGAUAUGGCUGCGACUUCGACCACAAAAGCGGCCCACGCUUGUUUUCCCCACCAGGACUACCUGACUCCACUGUUGCUUGAAAAAGACACUGUGGCGAUUGCAACGAAAGAGAACAAUGCAACUCGUUCUGAUUCAUCAGCACCGCCAGCCGGUACCGCAAGAAAUACGUUCUGGGCCCGGCUCUUGACUUUCGUAGAAGGAGACGUUUUGUCCGCGGUACCGCCGACGACAGAGAUCUGGAAGGAGGCAGGCCGUGCCGUGGCUCGCGUAUCGGAUAGCCUCUGCGAUUUCUACCAGAAGUGCAAAGAUAUGAAUGAUGUUGCAGCGGAGCUGCAUGAUGGAGGCAAAAACACGACCUUUCAGUGGUGGAGCAGGCUGAAUGAGGACUUCGAGUGGAACUUGCUCACCUACGAGAGGACGAUAACGAAGUACCUCCCCUCCAUCACAGAUGAGGCAAAGCGUAAAUUUGUCGAGAACCUAGUACAACAGCACGGUAAAAGAUGGCGACAACGACCUGAACUAGUCCUCGCGCACGGGGACCCCAAUGACAACAACCUUGUCGUCACACGCGAGGGCGAGGUGGUUGUUCUCGAUUUCGGGGAUUUGUGCGCUUCGUUUCCCUUCGCGGACGCGUCUGUAGGGGCUGCGUACGCACCAAGCGAGGAGUGUGCAAAAGCGUUUGUCAACGGGUGUAUGGAAAAAUCUACGUCGUUGACAAAAGAGAAUGAUCCAGAUAUGAUCGAGGAGAGGAUCCACGCUUGGGCCAAAAUACGACGUGCGACCAGUGUGUGUAUUAGCAGCUACCAAGCACAGCAGCAUCCGGACGACGAAUAUCUGCAGUGUUCCGCAGAUCAAAUGUGGAGGACACUCGGGUUUCAGAGCGAAGGAAAAUGAUUUGUUGAUUUAUUUUACAUCCACGGAAGCACAACUACGAUGAUAUGGAAACACGAAACAAGCAAACAAGCUCACGUGUUAAGCGAAAACACAAAAAACUGCCCUCUGACUCCUGUGUAGGAAUGGCUCACUUUGAUAACGC
This is a messenger RNA of Amoebophrya sp. A120, 1662 nucleotides long. NCBI's taxonomy places the organism in Eukaryota, Dinophyceae, Syndiniales, Amoebophryaceae. The record is from the annotation of a GenBank genome assembly.